ACGUAGCAUAAAAUUUCCCCCAGCAGGCUUUGCGGCAUGCAAACAGCAUGCGAAAGCUCAAGAAUCAUGUUUAAACAGAAAGCUUGAUCCAGUUAAAAACACUGAAAAAUAAGCUGUGAAUACAUAAAUAACAACUUAUUUCCACAGUAAGAAUGGGCCAUCGAAUUGACGAUGUGAUGAAGUUGUGCUGUGAGCUGUCUGCCAAUCAGCAGAUCAAGUCCACUGUAAAAGGUUCUGCGAAGGGAGCAGCAGCUGCAGGUGGACUCGCUUUCGCUGGAGGCUUGAUGGGGGGUCCCCUCGGUAUUGCUGUGGGUGGUGCAGUGGGUGGUCUCCUUGGCUGCUGGCUGACCAGUGGGCAGUUCAGGCCGCUUCCACAGAUCAUAAUGGAGCUCAGCCCUCAGCAGCAGCAGAAGCUGUAUGAUGAUCUCAUGGGGAUCCUGGGAGAUAUUCAGUGGACCGACCUGGCUCAGUUAACUGCUCUGGUGAUGGGCAACUCCAUCCUGAAGCAGCAGGUCACAGCGGCUCUUAUCGGGUACAUCUCUAAGGAGCUCCAGGCUGAGGUGCACUAUGUGGAUUAGUGUCCAUCUAAAAACUGAAUGGGCUGACCCAAAGUCUUACAGGCUCAGAGGAAUAGUACCAUGAAGAAAAAAUGUGAACUGUUGCUAAGAAUGUAAAAAUACAGCAGUGCCAACACAAUCAUCAUUUGUCAGUAAUAAACCAGUUAGCACUUUGUUAUAAAAAUGUGCUGUAUGUUUUGGGGCAAAAAAAAAUCUACAGUUUUUACUUGAAGGAAUUAUUUAUUAUGCCUUUGCCUGCACUGAAGAGACCAGUCUGGCUUUAAAUGUAAUGGGGAAAUUAUGGCCUGACGGACAUGAUAAUGGGAAACAUCACUAUAUACCCAUGUGUUUAACCAGUUCACUCAUAUUUUUUUCCUUGGUAGUUAAUAGUUUUUCUAAAUCAUGGAGUUAAUCAUAGAAAUGCUCAUAUCUCAAGAUUAUAUUGUCAGGUGCAUCCCAAUAUAUCACAAUAUUAUUGAAAGGCAUAUGGAUUGCAAUUAAAAAGGUAAUGAAUAUUCAUUACAAAGCACACACAAGAUGAUGUAUUUCAAGUGUUUUCAGUUGUUUUUUGAUUAUGGGUGAAAAUCUAGAAUUUCAUUUCUGAGGAAAUUGGAACAAAAAAAUAGGACCGGUUUAAAAUAAUUUUUAAUGCAGAAAUGAUGUGGACUACAAAAUUACAGAAAAAAGCCUGGAUUCGACAGCCACUGAUAUCCCUUCACAAGGCUCGUAGACAACAAGAUGUCUCUUACAGAAUCUGAGAAUUUGGAUUUCUAGUUUCCACUUAAAUUAAUUCAAAAAUUGAGUGGAAGGCAAAGACGUAGAUAAAGGUGCACAAGCAACAGAGAUUAGUAGAAUCUUAAUAGGAUUGUAAAGUACAGCCAAUUUGAGAGUUUGGGGCAAUUUAAAGAAGUCCAAACUAGGUGUGGUCACCAGCUGGAGUGGAGCAUGUAGUUGAAGGAAAAACUAUUGCUUUAACACAAGGAAAAAUAUUCUUGUCUUGAAAACUAUUGUUUUCCUUGUGUUGAGCUUCUGCUUAAGAAACACCACCAGAAGCAUCUACUGGAUUUGAUCAAGUCUAAAGUCAUUGCAGCCAUCAAGUUUUGGAGCACUUUUUGCUGCCUUCUGCUGACAAGCUUCACAGAGAUGCCGACACUGCCAGAAGUAGCAAUACCUGGUUUAAUAACCGUGAUGUCACUGAGUUUAAUGGUCAAAAAGAUUGGUUGAUCUAAAGAUAUAGAUAACCUAUAGAGUUUUAUGGAGAGGUAGAUGAGACGACAGCAGUGAUUCAUGCAAAAAGAGCCAUGGUGUGACUUUCUGAGAUAUUCAAGUUAGGUUUUUAUUGCUAUAAGCCAUAAAUCUUGUAAAUAACAGAAACAUCCUUGAAAUACAUAACUGUGUAAUGAAUUAGAUUGCCUUAAUUGGAGUAAUAAAGUCACUUCUUAAUAUUCAUUUAUGAAGAUUUAACUAAUAUUCUUUAAUUUACGUAUAAAAAUACCUGAAACUGUUUAAAGGAGGGUUUAUGAGAUAGUAGAGGGGUGAAAUGACCAGCUCUGUCCUAAUGGUCCUGCCUGUUUAAUAAAUGAGUGUUUUCAAAAAC
Xiphophorus hellerii (green swordtail) is the source of this 2154-nucleotide messenger RNA. RefSeq names its product protein C19orf12 homolog. The record is from RefSeq and is a predicted model, not a curated record. The coding region runs from base 153 to 578 and encodes 141 amino acids. NCBI's taxonomy places the organism in Eukaryota, Metazoa, Chordata, Actinopteri, Cyprinodontiformes, Poeciliidae. The transcript has 3 exons.